Molecule: messenger RNA, 2024 nt
Organism: Aaosphaeria arxii CBS 175.79
Lineage: Eukaryota; Fungi; Ascomycota; Dothideomycetes; Pleosporales
Exons: 1
Coding region: 265-1833 (522 amino acids)
Source: RefSeq, a predicted model, not a curated record
AUUCCGGGACUAGAUGCUUGGGGAUCCAGUCACCAAGAGAUAUCACGGUCAAGGGCGGUUCGCAAGGGCGGUUUCCCGGUAAAGAACAUAAUCGAAUGUUCCAUUUCUGGAGCAAAUUCUGAGUCAAGGACAACAUCGUAAUUGCCAACGCAUAUGCUACGGACUAUUCCUACCCUCUUAUAAGCAAAUUGUCUCCAACAAUUGUGCAUAAACUUCUGGGAAGCAUAUUCUACCACCAUUGACGACCAUUCAUUAGCUUCUACUAUGGACGACAAUUCAUCAACUUCUGGAAUGGAUGACAGUUCAUUAACUUCUGGAUUGGACGACAAUUCACUAACUUCUGGAAUGGACGAUCUACAACUCCAAGAUGAGGACAAGAAUGCCUCCCUACAAGCCACAAUCAACGACCUCAUAAAUCGGUGCAAAACGCUCCACUCCGAAGUAGAGACCUACGUAGCCGCGGUCGACUCCAAUCAAAAACUCGCCAAGGUACAGAAUCCAGUGGAGUAUCGUAGCCUUCGGAGUGAUUUCAAAAACGAACUCGCCUUUUUAAAUAAAUUAACCAGAUCUGGAUUAUCAGAGGAGAAAGCAAGACAUUGGAUUGUGUCCUCGAAUCUCGUGUAUUUUGAGGCUCUUUGGUCUGCUGCGAAACGUUCUACUGGCCUCUUAAGUUUCCGUAAAUAUUUCUUCUGGAACAGGCUACAAGAGGGCCAUAGCACACGUGGAUUGAGUCACUCAAAAGGCAGUCAAACCAAAGGGAAGAGUGCGGCAUUGGUGGACAUCGUUGCGGCGGAUGGCACGGAGUGGAUCAGAGUAUCGACAAUAUCGCAGAAACGACUGUUGUUUGAUUUGGCGAAAAUGGGGUGGCAGAAUGAUUCCGACUCAGAUGACGACGAGGAGAUGCGCGAUGCGGAUGAUACCAAUUGGGAGGACGACGAUGACGACGACCAGGUAGACACUGUCAAGAAUGCUCGCGAGCUCGCUCGUGCUGCCCGCGCGAAUCCCAUACGAGGACGGCCCCCGAAAGUCCGAUUUGUUCUGACACGAAUCGAGUCUGGGAAAAUGAAAGAGAUAGAUGCGGUCAUCGCCAAAGUUCGCGCCACAGGUGCUAUUGUACAAUGCGCAAAUGAACUCACGCCAGCUCUGCCGCUGGCUGAUGUCCUCCCACAAUUACUAGUAGAUCGCUCGCGGACGCUUUCCCACACAUUGAAUGUUGACUGUACUAUACUGCUAGCAUUAAUAUCCGACAUCUCCCAUAAGGAAUGCCCAAUACUAGACUGGUAUCCUGGAGAAGUUAGAGCACAGAUCAAACAAGAACAAGCAGAGAAGCUGCUGCCAACGCACCUAUACCCGGCUAUAGGCUCGCAUCCAAUGGUGUGCACACAAGAGGCUGCGCAUCAAAUGAACCUCAUUGUUGACACACUUGCUACCGAUACAGAAAAAACACGAGCAAAUCUGCUCCUGGCCCAGAACGAGCACUCGAAUACCAGCCCUGCAGACUUGGUAUCUGCCUGGGCUGCUCUAUCCAACCAUCCAAUCCCCGAAGGCUUUCAACUACCAAUACGAGUAUAUUCAUCCACGGAGGAGGAUUUAUUCCAAAAAUUACCCUCCAUCGCCCCUCGCAUUGCGGCCGAGCUGGGUCCUUUGAAUAGUGCCAUAUUCUUGUAUGGCUGGGCGCAAGGACUGACAACCUUGAGCUCCAAUCGCGCACGGUCACGGCAAAUUGAUAGUAUUAUCAAUGAGUGCGGGUUAGAGGAUGGAGAAGCAGGCCCACAUGUUUGGUUAUGUGGAGAAAGUAGGAGUCUGAUCGCAAAACAUGGUAGGCGGAAAUAGCUGUAAUUUCUUGAGCACAGAACAAGAUGCAAAUUCAACGUCUUAGAAAUGAACCUGAUUAGUCUCCAAUUGUUACAAAGAUUUUACGGUGAGAAGAGCGAAAGAUUCAUGCUCAUUGUCUACCGAGUAAAUCAACCCUUGAUAGACGUCCAAGCGGACACGGGCCUCGAUCGGGUUCAUCGAAAGUCAAA